Messenger RNA from Punica granatum (pomegranate), 1276 nucleotides. The record is from RefSeq and is a predicted model, not a curated record. Lineage: Eukaryota; Viridiplantae; Streptophyta; Magnoliopsida; Myrtales; Lythraceae.
AGAUUAGAACGGGACAAUAACUGUCCCUAUAAAUCAACGUAGCCCGGAGCUGCACUAGGUAGAGAAAGGAACACCGUUGGUUUGGUUUCUUCGUCCAUUACUGGAUUGGGUCGAUUCUCAAUUUGGGAAGAGAUGGCUGUUGAGAAGUCUGGGAUUGCCAAGGAUGUCACCGAAUUGAUUGGGAAUACACCAUUGGUAUACCUCAAUAAUGUAGUGGAUGGCUGUGUCGCUCGUAUUGCUGCCAAGCUCGAAAUGAUGGAGCCCUGCUCUAGUGUUAAAGACAGGAUUGGAUAUAGUAUGAUUGCUGAUGCUGAAGCAAAGGGCCUUAUAACACCAGGGCAGAGCGUGCUAAUUGAGCCGACAAGUGGAAAUACUGGUAUCGGGCUGGCUUUCAUGGCAGCAGCAAAACGUUACAAGCUCAUUAUCACGAUGCCUGCCUCCAUGAGUUUGGAGAGAAGAAUCAUCCUCCGAGCUUUUGGUGCUGAGCUGGUCUUAACAGAUCCUGCUAAAGGUAUGAAGGGGGCUGUUCAGAAGGCAGAGGAGAUAUUGGCCAAGACUCCCAACGCUUACAUACUCCAACAGUUUGAAAACCCUGCUAACCCAAAGAUACACUACGAAACAACUGGACCUGAGGUAUGGCAAGGCUCUGGUGGCAAAAUCGAUGCCUUUGUCUCUGGGAUAGGUACAGGUGGGACUAUUACUGGUGCUGGAAAGUACCUUAAAGAGCAAAACCCAAACAUAAAGCUUAUUGGUGUGGAACCAGUUGAAAGUCCCGUCCUAGCUGGGGGAAAGCCUGGUCCACACAAGAUCCAAGGAAUAGGUGCUGGUUUCAUUCCAGGUGUUUUGGAACUCAACCUCAUUGAUGAAGUCAUUCAAAUAUCAAGUGAUGAAGCGAUUGAGACAGCAAAGCUUCUUGCACUGAAAGAAGGUUUACUUGUCGGAAUAUCAUCUGGUGCAGCAACCGCAGCGGCAAUUGAAUACGCAAAGAGGCCUGAGAAUGCUGGAAAAUUGAUAGUGGCGGUGUUUCCUAGCUUCGGCGAAAGGUACCUAUCCUCAGCCCUAUUUGAGUCGGUGAGAAAGGAGGCAGAGAGCAUGAUUUUCGAGCCCUGAGGCUGGUUUCUUUACUAGUUCUGGACCUGUUCAGGGGUUUUGCCGUUCUGUAUGCAUAUGAUUUUCUCUCAAUAAAGUUAUUGUGACUUUUCGGAGCUUGAAGCGUAACUAAAAUACCUCGGUUACGUUUUUAGUGAGAGUAAUUUUGGUUACUUCUUAUGACCUA